This is a messenger RNA of Trichoderma reesei QM6a, 2481 nucleotides long. RefSeq lists its product as uncharacterized. The transcript has a single exon. Gene Ontology annotation, molecular function: protein kinase activity; ATP binding. Gene Ontology annotation, biological process: protein phosphorylation. The record is from RefSeq and is a predicted model, not a curated record. Lineage: Eukaryota; Fungi; Ascomycota; Sordariomycetes; Hypocreales; Hypocreaceae. The coding region runs from base 1 to 2481 and encodes 826 amino acids.
AUGAGCGACAAUAUUCCAACGGCUGUGGCCUCGUCUCUCAUCAACAACGACACCACACCCCCCUACAAGGACGAGCAGCAAGUGACUCGUCUGGCCAUGUGUGAGGAAGAACAGGCGGGGCCAAGCGGCCAUAGCCAGCAGGAGACACUCCAGCAGCAAAAGCAAAAUGGCCAAGUUCAGCAGCAAGACGAAGAUAUCGAUGCUACGCCGGUUUCCCAAAACUUGCGAGAGUAUCUCUCGGCCUGCCACAGCAUGACUCAAGCUGCACAGAGCCUGACUCUCGACCCUUGCGCCUCCGACAAUGCUACGCUUGCCCCUGAGGGAAAAGUGUAUCCUCAACGAAUCGUCCCGUCUCCCAACUUUAUGGAGAAGCAGAGGGGCGUCUGGUCUUCUCUGAUGCCGCACAAGGACUCUAGCCUCUUGCAAAAGUUCUUCCCCUCCAUCGAGCAAGUCCACAAUCAGUAUUUUGCCAUGGAGCCCAUCAACGGCCGCAUGGCGCUCUGCGUCUCCGAAAGAAUGGGCACGUCCUCUGCCGUCAUCACCCUCCUACAGCAAGUCAUGGAGGAUGCCGUCCUCAAAAAGGCGGUUGGGCUGGAGGGCAAGUUGACGUACGGCCCGCUCGAAGGCGACCCUGCCCUGAGUGCCCCUGAUGAAUCCAGCUUCGAAUAUGAUCUACCUGGAUUUCAGCGGCACUGCAGCCUCUGCGUCUACUCCAAUGUCAACAGCGGUCGGCCUGUUCCCGCCGUUGCAAUUGAGUACAGGCCAUCUGACCUGCCCCUGGUGCAGGAGGUCACCGCCGCACUGGCCGAGGAGAUCACCCCUCUGAGCGAUGUCAUCGGCAAGGAAGACGAAAGCUUCACCUUCGACUCCUCCUCGAAGCAGACCAUGACGGCCAUCAUCACCCAGCUGUAUGACUGCAUGGUCAGAUGCGGGGUGACUUAUGGCUACGUGUACACCGGAGUAGCCAUCAUCUUCCUCGAGAUACAGGAAGACCCAUCCGUGGUGCACUGCUUCGUCAGCGUGCCCGACGACGAUGUCUCCGUCCAGGAGGAAUCGGGAGUGUACUUUUCAGCCGUCGGCCAAAUCUUUGCCUUCAUGAUCCGCGCGAUGCAAGCAGGACGCAUCUCUAAUAAAUGGCGCAACAAGGCUGUGAAUCUCGAUGUUUGGAGGACCGACUACGGCGAAGUGCUGCUUAACAUGCCGCCGCUCCCGAGUCCUCGAAGCUCUUCUCCUGCUACUAGCGAUGGCGACGAAGAGCUGGUAGAUGAGGACACGGAGUACGACCAGGACGAACUGGAUGAUGAGCUAUUGGACGAUGAGCUAUUGGACGAUGACGUUGACGAGGAUUAUGAAGAGGAGUCGUAUGUGGCCGUCGAAAUCAGGUUCAAGUUCUCCCCUGAUGGAUUCCUGGUACCCGAGGAUGAUGUUGGGAAGCCAGCCGAAGAAGCCGACAACGCUCAGUCGGACGACGAAGACGCCAUCGUCGACGACGGAAGGCGUACGGCGUGGAUUGGUAAAGACGACCGCAUCAUCGUCAGUGAAGUCAGACGCCGGGAAUAUUGCACUCAGGAGUGCCUCUUGGGCUUGACCAGCGGCGCACCACUGGACACGAGCUGCCCCAACAUUCACAUGCACGGAGACAAGCAUCUCGAUAACGUCGAGUUCUUGAAGCUCGUUCAGGAGCAGCUCGCCCUUGCUAGAGGCACGGGCAGCAACUGCAUCUACCUUCAACUUUCCGGCUCUAUGGGAGACCUCUUCAAGGUGACGCUUGCUACCCGCGGGUACACGUUUGUCGUAAAGGCCGUCAUGCAGGAGAACGUGUCUCGUCUCCUGCGCGAAGGCGACAUGUACACUCGGCUCAAGGGCCUUCAGGGCGGCUGCAUUCCCGUCUACCUUGGAAUCCUGCAGCUCACCUUGCCCUUCCAGCACGAUGCCAAGCAGUACACGCACUUCAUGCUCCUCAGCUGGGCUGGUCGGCCGGUCAAGAAUUACUGGGGAUCGCCUUGCAACCGAGGCUUUGUCUCGUCGACUCAACGAGCGUAUACGGAGCUUCACGAUGCGGGAAUCAUCCACCGCGACGCAAAACUCGGCAACAUGCUCUACAACCCCCAGCUGGAUAGAAUCAUGCUGGUGGAUUUCGAGCGCUCGUCAGCCUAUCGCUGCCGCCUUAAGCAGGCCCAGCUUGGCAAGGCUGACGGCAAUGACAACUUGGACGACGAGGAACGCAACCGUGGCAGUGAUCACGAGUGUGACGGCGACUGCGAGCUGCUGGUUGACGAAGUCGAGCAUGAGGACUUUGGCAACAGCACCGACGAAGAGAUGUGCGACGCUUGCAGGCACACCUACGGCUCCUCCAGUGGUGGCCUGCGAAGAGUCAGCAAGUGCGAGAAUCUCCGCAAGGAGUUUGAGGCUGCCUCUGGCCAUGAACUGUCUCGCGCCGUCAAUGUGAUGAGCUGCUUUGCUCACAAGUGUUACUAUUGA